CUGGGAGACACUUUCCAUCGCCAAAAGAUACGGAGAAUCAACGAACUGAACGUCCACUUCCUCUGAGGCCCCAGACAACAUUCACCAACCGAGCAACAAUACGCCAUGCUCCUCCCCAUAUCCCUCUCCCUCUCCCUCCUCCUCACCCUCGCCAACUCGCAAACCACAUCAUCAUGGGGCGAACCCUUCACGGUCGACGGUCCAAGUUCCGUGCCACCUGCCACCGCACCGACAUUGCAAGAUUCCGUCACUCCAACCGUUGUACCCCCUUCUCCUUCUCCUUCCGGCGGAUCGAGUGGUGUUAGUAGCAGUGAGGCCGUGUCCUCAACCCCUGUGGUGACAUCGGGAACGGUGUCGGUGUCGUUGCAGGUCAAUUCAACGACAACGGCGGGAGUGACGGGUAACGCGACUUCGACGUUCUCCAUCUCCAUACCGAGUGAGAGUCCCGGG
This is a messenger RNA of Aaosphaeria arxii CBS 175.79, 450 nucleotides long. RefSeq lists its product as uncharacterized. The annotation marks the transcript as partial. Lineage: Eukaryota; Fungi; Ascomycota; Dothideomycetes; Pleosporales. The transcript is spliced from 2 exons. The record is from RefSeq and is a predicted model, not a curated record.